Molecule: messenger RNA, 1854 nt
Organism: Pseudomyrmex gracilis
Lineage: Eukaryota; Metazoa; Arthropoda; Insecta; Hymenoptera; Formicidae
Exons: 6
Coding region: 425-1756 (443 amino acids)
Biological process (GO): microtubule cytoskeleton organization
Cellular component (GO): axoneme; ciliary basal body
Source: RefSeq, a predicted model, not a curated record
AAUCUCUGUAAAUACAUUUUAUAUUAUUAUUUCUUUCUAUUACAUUUUAUUAGUAAAUUCAUCAUUCAUAUUUACUUGACACUGCUGUAUAUAAGCUUAAAAAAACUAUAUCACAGAGAUAAAAAAAACUAAUCAGAUAAAAGAAAGUGGCGGGAAAAUUUGCACGUGACAUGGUUGCUUAGCAACCUGAGAGAGUAAACAAAAAUCUGAAAAGUGACACAUAGUUUUAUUACUCAAUUCUGAAAAUGAAGAUGUCGGCGUUUGUCUCUUAUUGGCUCUCUUUGUUUUCGUAUAUCUGUGUAUUUCGUAUGUCUUUCGAGUGUGAAAUGAUGUGUCUUACAAUAGAAGUAUUAAAAUUGCGCUUAUCGUAGUCUACAAUCAAACGGGACAGAAUUAUUACGAGCAAUUAGCGGCGUAUAAUUCGAUGAGUCUGCAUCUGCAGCGGAUUUUAUCAGCCAAAAGCGUAGUUGAUACAAAAAAUAAAAGAUACAUAUUAGCAAAACGAAAUCAUCUAUGCAAAGUGCACAAACCUGAAGAUAAAAGAUUUUAUUCACGUUUGGAAGAAACUGACGAUGUCAUUAACAUUUUGGCUUACGAUACUCAUCAUCAUCCAAUGGUCGUAUUGAGAAUGAAUUUAAAUCCAAAGCAUAUUAAUUGUUGCAAAUUGUUAAAUCAUCAGAAAAUGAAUGUUUGUUGCAAUGGAACAUGUUGUGAAAAAAAUGGGCAAAUAGAUUGUGUACAACAGUCAGUCUCAAAAAAUCGAACACUGACACAUUUGCCAAAGCAUAAUAAAUUUAUGUCAGAGUUUAUUUGUAGAAAAGAAUCAAAAUCCACACAAAAGACUUAUAGAAUUGAUCCAUUAACAUACUCGCAACAGAGAUAUGAAAAAAACCUUUGUGCACCUUGUGCGAUCACUACAGAGAGCUUGUCACAAGAAACAACUGACCGUUGUUCAGUGUCUUCCAUUUCAAAAAGUGACGAUUAUUUCGACGACAAAUCCGCCAAAAAAUGCGCGUCGAAACAAUUUCUACGUCAAAGAGAGAAAGAAGAAAAACAAUAUAUCAAAUUCGUCUAUGACAUUACUAAAGAGAUAAUGCAGAAAGGUCUUUAUACCGAUAAAGAGUUACGGGAUGUGUUUAAAAAACAUAUCAAUCAAAAUAAAGGAGUAUUAAAUAUGAAUAAAAUGCUGUGUGAAAUCUAUCAGCUAAAAAUUUCCUUGAACAUAUUAGAGGAUUCAGACACGGAUGAAGAAUUAGAGGAUCUAGUUUAUGCGCAAAAGUUACUGACAGUAUCUGAAAUCAGACCGCCCACACCGCCAAAGGUUCUUGAUGAAAAUAAAGUAGUAGAGAAACUAAAAUCUUAUCAGAAAAUGAUAAAUAGUGAGAGUAAACCGUCAAAUUUUACUGGAAAGUCUGUAACGCUAGUCGAUGCGAAUCCCGAUCUGCUUAUUACCGAGAGAGAUGUUCUGAUGUCAUUGGUGGAAGUAGGCAUAAAUCCUAAACAGGCUCAGCAUAUUUGUAAAACUUUACUUCACAAAAGCAGAGAUACAGCUCUUAUCGAAACUGUGCAAGUAGGCGCAGAAGUUUCAUACUUACUGAAUAAUUCAAAACUGCAAGAAAUGGAAAAUCUUCGUGUUACUGAUGAUUCACUGAUAAGACAGAAAGCCGACUCUUCAUCAUUAAAUCUUGCAUCCGCGCAAGAUAUGACAGUGGAAACGAAAGGACAGAUAGAAUCUCAAAGUGUACCCAACGAAUGAUGAAGUGGAAUCGGAAACUAAACUGUUAAAUAUAUUGAAUCAUUACGUACAAAACUUGACAAAUAUAUACAAGGUAUCAGAUUUUAAUUAACAAAAAU